Athene cunicularia (burrowing owl) is the source of this 882-nucleotide messenger RNA. Its product is annotated as loricrin-like. The record is from RefSeq and is a predicted model, not a curated record. The coding region runs from base 322 to 645 and encodes 107 amino acids. NCBI's taxonomy places the organism in Eukaryota, Metazoa, Chordata, Aves, Strigiformes, Strigidae. The transcript has 2 exons.
ACCAAACCCCAAGGAGAUGAGCCUUUGGAAACCCAGGCACCACGGGUUUCCCUAUUAAGGGCAGGUGAGGCCGGCAAUUAGAUGUGGCACAGGAAACCGAUAAAAAGAAAUGAUAUCCAUCAUGAAUGAGUCAGGCGAAAGAUGUAAACAGAGGGCGGUUUGAUGGGGAUUGGGUAUUAAAUUAAUAGAUCACUAUGACAGAGAGCUGUCUCAUUUCCGGGAAAGGGAUCGGAGAUCUCUAUAAAACUGCUCCUGUCCUGGGGAUCUUCAUUCCCUCCUCUUGCUUUCCUCUCGAGCUCAGGUCACCCCAAAAACACCACGAUGUGCUCCCGCCAGGACAGGGACCAGUGCCACAGCCAGGAGCGCUACACCCGCCAUACCGGCUGUCACAGCUCCGGGGGCAGCGGUGGUGGCUGUCACAGCUCCGGUGGUGGCGGCGGCUGUCACAGCUCCGGUGGUAGCGGUGGCGGCUGUCACAGCUCUGGUGGCAGCGGUGGUGGCUGUCACAGCUCCGGUGGCAGCAGCGGUGGCUGUCACAGCUCCGGCGGUGGUGGAUGCCACGGGCAGCCACAGGUCCAGUACCACCAGCAGCAGCAGCAGCAGCAGCAGCAGGUCCUCCAGCUGCCCUCGCAGAAGAUGAAGUGAUGGGGUGUCCCACGCGCCCGGCUCCAGCAGCAAAGGCCGCGCAUGGACCAGCUCCAUCCUGCCUCCCCAAAGCUUUGCAAGCCCCGGGGCUGCCCGGCCGCACACCCUCUCCUCUGCCCUGCGGGACCAUCGCUCCCUGGGGAAGGGGCAUCACUCGGGGUUCCCUGCUGCCUCCUCCUGACGCCCCAGGCCGUGCUUUGGCCCCAUGGGGUGCUCACUAGAUAAUAAAGCAUUAAA